This is a messenger RNA of Diabrotica virgifera virgifera (western corn rootworm), 704 nucleotides long. Its product is annotated as E3 ubiquitin-protein ligase MARCHF3-like. Gene Ontology annotation, biological process: protein ubiquitination. The record is from RefSeq and is a predicted model, not a curated record. Bases 13 to 693 code for a protein of 226 amino acids. The transcript has a single exon. NCBI's taxonomy places the organism in Eukaryota, Metazoa, Arthropoda, Insecta, Coleoptera, Chrysomelidae. Gene Ontology annotation, molecular function: ubiquitin-protein transferase activity; zinc ion binding.
AAUGUGACAAAAAUGUCACCAGAAUUUACAAAAAAUCCAUUGAAAAUCGAAAAUUUGCAAGUAGAAAAUAAUCCGACAGUACAUAACGAAACCCAGUUAAUAGAAAAUGUUAUCAAUCAAAAAUCGACGAAUAACGCAGCGUCAUCCCUGUGUAGAAUAUGCCAUACAAAUACAGCAAAUGAAUGCCUUAUAUCACCAUGUAAUUGUAAAGGAACACAAGCACACAUCCAUUUAUCCUGUUUGGAACGCUGGCUAAAUCAAUCUAGCAGAAACUAUUGCGAGCUGUGUAUGUUUAGAUAUAGCGCUAUCGAAACCAAAAGAUAUAAACUUUGGCAGAGCUUCAAAAUGUGGAUCCGACAUCCGUUGAAUAGGGCGCACGUAUGCUCGGAUUUACUUAUAGGUGUUUUAUUGACGAUGGCUACAUCGGGAUUGAUUAUGUGUAUUGUAAAAGGGUACGAAUAUUUUGUAAUGGAGGGUACGAGACUGGGAGUGCAAAAGAAGUGGAUUAUAUCAGCUAUAGUCGUGUUUUUAAUUACUGUAAUUACUGUAUUUGUUAUCACGAUGUUUGUGUUACUUAGAGACAUUAUUCUUACUUGGUAUAAGUGGUGGACGAGCACAGUAAAUAUCCAGCUAAUAUUGCCUCCUUCUUUAGAUCGUACACUCACUGGAAAAACUGAUAUAUUAAACAUUUAAAAUAUUUAAUA